AUGUCGUUCCAAGUGCCCUACGAGUCCAGUCCACCUGAGACCCCAGAGAAAGACAACUCUCGCAGCCUCUGGAGUAACUUGUCGACAACUCCUGCUGGCCCGCCGCCGUCGACUGCAGGCUCAAUCAUACCGCAUUCUACAUCAAAUAUCAAUGGUGGCUCGCGCAUCAAUUCCCUUUCCAGAAAUGACAACGCAUAUUCUACAAACCAGAACUCAUUCUCGAGAAAUGACUUCUCCAACUCCAUCUUUACCAAAUCCGGCAACAUCAAUACAAAUGACAGCAUCUUUGGCUCGUCCUUUGGAUCGACGGAUUAUGCCAUGCCCAAGAAAACCAAAGCUCCUUCUACAAAGCCCGCAGCAAACUCCAGUCUUCGUUUCGGUGUGCCGAAUGGAGGCGGGUUUGGGGAUUCGAUGGGCUUCGGACACUCUAAUGGGUUUGCCUCAUCCCAAAUGAGUGACUUCAAUGAAGAGCCGGAAGACGGGAUAGAACAGGCGGAGGAAGUUGAAGAGGAAAUGGACCUGAGCACCCAGAAUCAGACCAACACUUUCAACUUCUUAGACUCGGCUUUUGGAAACCCUUUCGCGUCCCAGCCCUCCAUGGGUGCGCAGCGCAAACCGAUCUAUUCGAAUCCAAGCGAUUCCAAGCGACCGAAGCUUGAUGAGCACUGGGCACAUCAGUCUCCCAUCCGCAAGACCAACUUGGCCCCCAAGAAGCCGUCUGCGAUGCCAUCUAUUCUUCACAACCUUGCUGCCAGAUCCCGUAUUGCCAUUGUUAAAGAGCCAAGUGAGCUAAUCAUCAAAACAGAGGAUACCCUGGGGAAACUCUCCGAUGAGUUUAAAGCCGCAGAAUUCAAACAUGUUGAUUUCGAUGCUGUAUUGGCUCAAGUAUCAAAAGAAUUGGCGGAGAAUUGGCAGGCUUGCGCCAAUGAAAGUGGGCUCGACCGGCCUUACGGUGUCCACUCUGGCAUCGGGCCCGGGGAGCAGGCUUCCAACCUCGCGAAAGCUACCUUCUUGGCUUCGCUGCUGCUGCAAAUUCACCACCCUUCCCGGGAAGCACCCUCAACUGCCAACAUCAACCCUAUGCGCACCGGGGCCGCUGGUAUGGUGAAAGCCACGAGACCCCCAGUUCCUAAGCCCCUGCCACAGGUUUUGCUUGGCUGGCUUAGGGAAAACCACACAUCACAGACCAAGGAACUCCAGGCAUUGAAAUACGUGGAACCGAACCCUAGCGCAUCCUCAAAUUUCUGGGAUAUUACCAUUGCAUCUGUGCUGCGUGGUCGCUUGACUGAUGCCGCAGAUGUUCUCCGUUUGGCGGACUUCAACUACGCCCGAUCAGCAUUGGAGGAUGGACUUUCACAACCGGGCUACCGCGGCGCACAGCUGCAAAAUAUCCAGCGUUGCGUCAACAAGGCUCUUCAAAUUCUUGAAUCAUGCCCUGGAACCCAAUCUGAAGAUUGGGAGAUCACCGGCCUUGAUUGGUCUCAGUAUAGGAAACGAGUGCUUUCGGCUGUCACUGAUCUAGAGGAAUUCGCCGAGGGACAGGAGCGCGAUGAAUCCGUUGUACCAGUUCCAGAGAAUCGCUUUCAGGCUGUUAACUUCGGAUUGUCCACUUUUAACUCAGACAAGAAGCCAAUCUCAUUCACUCAAUCGGCUCGCAUGGCAGAAAGCCGUGUUCCAUGGUCAAUUUACCAGAGCUUGAGAUCUAUCUAUCGAAUUAUUCUGGGCGACCCAUCUGCCAUCAAGGGCAAAUCUCAAGACUGGGUGGAGGCGACCAUUGCAUUGACAGUAUGGUGGGAUGGUGAGGAUGACACCGAUUCCAGUAUGAAUUUCGGCGCAACCUCAUCCAGCGACAACUUCCAGGAUUUCUUGCGCUCGCGCGGCCCAAAGAACCACAUUCGCGCUGUUGAUCGCAACAUGCGUGGCGCAUACCUCGACCGCCUCGAACUAGCCCUCGGCCAUACUACUAGUGACCCGUCCGACAACGCGGAUUUCCGACCCAAUACGCUCAGCAGCGUGGAAGUUGGACUCGCAUCUGUCUUCGAAGGCAACGUGCAGGGUGUAUUGGAGUUAAUACAGACAUGGUCACUUUGCGUGGCUGCCGCUGUCGCAGAAGUUGCCAGCCUAGGAGGUUGGUUUGAGUCCGGUAGCAGCCAAAAGACGCUGCCUGGGCUGUCUGAGAAUGAUCUUAUGGUUCUUUCGUACGGACAGGACAACAAGUCUCCGGCUCGCCAGUUGCAUAAGGACGAUAUUCUUCGCAGCUACGCAUUCGGGCUGUAUGAUCUUCCCGUCAUUGAGAACGAGCACAGCUCCCGUGAAGGAUGGGAGUUGGCUAUUGAGGUAUUGAGCCGCCUCGACGAUGCAAGCCAGAUGAAGAAGGCCGUGUCCGAGAUCGUGGACAAACUUCCUUUGGAAAGCCCUGAUCAAUUGGACAAACUAGUGGUUCUCUGCUCGGAACUUGAGCUGGAGGAACAAGGCCGUCGAGUAUCUGAGCGAUUUGGCGACAUGUUGACCUCGAAAUCCGAAAACUUUGGUCUGGCCCUCGUCUGCUAUGCUCGUGCCCAGAGCCGACGCAAGGUCAAGUCCGUUGUCGACCUUUUGAUUUCUUACAGCUUGGUUCAAUCACGCGCGUACCCUGCGACUGCCGACCUAGAUGAACAAUUGCACUCUCUGAUGAAGGAACCCAAAGCAUGCCUCUCGUCCAUUGCUCAAGUCGACGAAGAAGCUGCUCGGAUCCUUCAGUUCUAUCUCAGUGGCUACGCGACGCUGCGCCGAUUCUACGAGAUUCGCGAUGAGGAAUUCGAACUCCAAAAGGGCCAGCGACCACGCUACAAGCCCUUGGCCCGGCGACGCGCCGCUGCGCAAGCUCUUGCGGCUGUCAUUGGGAGUGCGGCGGAUAACAUUUACGGAGGUCUCUACGACCCAGAUCGUGAUUCCGCUGUGCAGGUGGAUGGACUGCUGGCUCUUCUAGGUGAAGCCUGUGUGUUUGUGAACCAACCCACCGCAGUCCUCUCCGUAUCCCAACAGUUCACCAUCCUGUCCGCAAUCGAAGAUCUGGAAACCGUCACCCCGCGUGUGUACGCACAGUGCGAGGAAUGUUUCCGCUCUACCCUACUCGAAUACCAAUCCUCCAUCCGCGGGGGAUCAGAUGGGCCCCCCUCCCCCCGCGCCCUAUUGAAGAAAUCCGUGUCCAAUUUCUCCGCCUCCAGCUUCGCCUUCAUCGGCAACGACAUGCUCGAGUCAGCGCGCACACGCUCCAGCUCAGGAUCCGGUCCUACCUCUGUAGGCAGUUCGGGCGUCCUGGUGCCCGCCCCAGGUGACAAGGUCGCCGAUCGCGGAUGGGAUUGGCGGGCCGGUCUUCCCGAGACCGCCAAGGGCGAGGACAUCCUCCAGAUGCUCCGAAUGGGAUUGGCACGCGGGUUGAGUCACGGGGCAAUGGGAUCAAUCUGA
Molecule: messenger RNA, 3447 nt
Organism: Penicillium digitatum Pd1
Lineage: Eukaryota; Fungi; Ascomycota; Eurotiomycetes; Eurotiales; Aspergillaceae
Product: putative nuclear pore complex subunit Nup85
Biological process (GO): positive regulation of DNA-templated transcription; protein import into nucleus; mRNA export from nucleus
Cellular component (GO): nuclear pore outer ring
Molecular function (GO): structural constituent of nuclear pore
Source: RefSeq, a predicted model, not a curated record